AUGUCCUCUGUCGCUACCGAUCAACCAUCCCCGCCACUCGCGGGCGAUGGGGUGAACAAACGCAAGCAGGGCUCCGCGGCUUGCGUUCAUUGCCAUCGGCGCAAGGUUCGCUGUGAUGCCCGAGCCGUAGGGCUUCCUUGCACCAACUGCCGUUCGUCCGGAAAGACCGACUGCCGCAUCCAUGAAAAGAAAAAGCGUCUUGCUGUCCGUUCGAUUCUCGACCCCGUUCCCAUCCGAUCUCGGCCUCUACCGACAUCCGAGAAUAAUCAUUCCACGACAGCGACCCCAGGGUUUCCGGGCGCAUUUCCCGGCAGCAAUACGGCGACACCACUUGCAAGUGGUCUUCCACAACAUGGAUUCCAGUCAAACGCGGGGUCUCAGCCAUUGAUGCGGCAAGAUCUGUCGCAUGCGCAUGAGGCACACACGGAGAUGGAGCAGCGUCUAGUUAAGCUCAUCGAUGAAGAGGAUUCCGGUAGAAGGGAGAUUCAACGGGGAGUGCGUGCAUUCUACGUUGGCCAUGAGCAUUCAAACAUGUCCUUCCUGAUUCGCCAGCAACGAGAUCAAGACGACGACGUCUUCCAUUUUGCCAGCAAUGAGAUUCCACGGCGACAGAUCAAGACAGGGCAUGACCAGUUGCUCAUGGAUGCACUCACCUUACCCGAGACUCCUCUUGCCGAUGAGCUGGUGCAGGCUUACUUCACUUACGUGAACCCCGGAUUCCCGGUCGUCGACGAAGACUUGUUUAUGACUCAAUAUCGAAACAAAGAUCCUACUGAUCCUCCGCCAAUUCUGCUUUUGCAAGCUAUCCUCCUGGUGGGGACCCAUGUGACCAAGGCAAAAGUCGAGCGAGACGCGCUCAAGGAGAUCUUCUUCCGGCGGACCAAGUAUCUAUUCGAUAACCGUAUUGAGCGGAACCGUGAUAUUCUCGUGCAGACGGCUCUGCUGUUAACAUGGCAUUCUGACAGUGCCGAUGACGAUGUCGCGGCAGAUGCUCAUUUCUGGGUCGGUGUCGCUGCCCGGAUAGCCACUGGGUUAGGCAUGCAUCGUAACCCGGUCUCCAGCAGCUUUGUCACCCGUGACCGCCGGAUGUGGAGACGGGUUUGGUAUAUAUUGGUGCAGUUCGAUGUGAUGGUGUCUUUAUCGCACGGCCGGCCUCAAGCCAUCAACCUUGACGAUUCUGAUGUAUCUCCGUUGACGCCUGCUGAUUUCGAGAACUGUGGCCCCCAUGUUCAAACAGAUUUUGUGAUUAACUUUACCGAACUGUGUACGAUGAUCUCGUAUGUCAUGCGCGAUCGAUUUGGACUCCGGGCUUCCGAUGAACGACGAAAGGCUGUUCUCAAAGAGGCCGAUGAAUCGCUGGCUAAUUGGUCCUUGAAACUCCCUGAUAACCUCCGACUUCGAGCGUCUGACAUGGAUCCAUGGUCCGCCAUGCUCCAUUUGACAUACAAUAAUUUUCUGAUUCUCUUACAUCGACCACAUCCCCGAGCAUCGGCAUAUAACGACGACUAUGGGCCCCACGAUGCAGAAAUCUGCAGUGCUGCAGCGGGUGUCAUUGCAUCAAUCUUUGAAGAGCUGAGGAUGAAUGACCGUCUGAAAUACCUCUGGUACACUGGCGUCCACACUCUCUUCACAGCCAUGAUCCAGGUUCGGGUGGAGCUUCGCUUUUCCAAUCCAGUUCUCGCUAUCAAUGCCCUACGACGCUUUGACUCAGCAUCGUAUUCGCUACGGGAACUGGCCAACUAUUGGGUUCAUGCAGGCACGAUCCUCCGACUUUUCGAAGACUCUAAGCGUCUGCAGGACGAUCUGCGCUUGGCCACCCGAGAAGGCCCCAAGCCUUUCAAUGGUAGUCAGCCUUCCAACAAAAUGGCCACUACAGACGCCGCAGCUGCCAUGCAAACCACCCAAACGCCCCGGCCCUUGUCGUUCGGCGUGCCGACGCCCGACUCAACACCAUUGCAGCAAACAACCCUAUCGCCUCAACCAAAUCCUCCUCAGUUCGACAACUGGAUCACCGCUCCUCUCCGGCUCAAUGUUGGACCCUUGGAUAGAAGCGAGUCUUAUUCGAACAGUGCUAUGCAGGUGGACCAGAUAGAGCCGUCUCGAGACCUUAUGGACUGGCGACAGCUCUUCUCAUUCACGGACUCUGAUCUACCAGUCCCCAUGACCGUUGAGGGUCUCCCUGAGCUGGAAGAUGAGUGGCGGCAGAUCUACUGGCAGGAUACGCCGAUGGCGGAUCUCAUCCAUGACGGUGGAUGGAUGCAUAACUAG
This is a messenger RNA of Penicillium lagena, 2268 nucleotides long. RefSeq names its product transcriptional regulator family TF. Gene Ontology annotation, biological process: regulation of DNA-templated transcription; DNA-templated transcription. The record is from RefSeq and is a predicted model, not a curated record. NCBI's taxonomy places the organism in Eukaryota, Fungi, Ascomycota, Eurotiomycetes, Eurotiales, Aspergillaceae. The coding region runs from base 1 to 2268 and encodes 755 amino acids. The transcript has 3 exons. Gene Ontology annotation, molecular function: DNA-binding transcription factor activity, RNA polymerase II-specific; DNA binding; zinc ion binding.